Messenger RNA from Argiope bruennichi, 941 nucleotides. RefSeq names its product myosin regulatory light polypeptide 9-like (gene sqh). Gene Ontology annotation, biological process: post-embryonic development; locomotion. Gene Ontology annotation, cellular component: cytoplasm; myosin II complex. The record is from RefSeq and is a predicted model, not a curated record. Gene Ontology annotation, molecular function: calcium ion binding; myosin heavy chain binding. The transcript is spliced from 4 exons. The coding region runs from base 218 to 742 and encodes 174 amino acids. Lineage: Eukaryota; Metazoa; Arthropoda; Arachnida; Araneae; Araneidae.
AAUUGAAAAGUGUCUGCUGAAGAUGGAAUUCUUUGACGCUGACCUAUCCAAAUGGGGUAUUGCAGUGUUGGGAUUCGUACUCGGCAUGUCCUUUUUUGGUUCCGUUCUAUUUUAGUCUAACACAGAUCAACCGCUGUCAUAAUCUUACUUUCAGUUAUAGAAGAAACAUCAUUUUAUACGCUCUCUCUUUUUCGUUUAUUUGAUCAAAUUAUAAAUCAUGUCCAGUCGCAAAGCUAAGGGUAGAAGCACUACUAAAAGACGAGCUCAGAGAGCAACUUCAAAUGUGUUUGCUAUAUUUGAUCAGGCACAGAUUCAAGAGUUCAAGGAGGCUUUUAAUAUGAUUGAUCAGAAUAGAGAUGGAUUCAUUGAUAAAGAAGAUCUGCAUGAUACUCUUGCUUCUUUAGGCAAGAAUCCUGCAGAUGAUUUCCUUGAAGGAAUGAUGAAUGAGGCUCCUGGUCCAAUAAACUUUACUAUGUUUUUGACUCUAUUUGGCGAGAAACUUCAAGGAACUGACCCAGAAGAUGUUAUACGAAAUGCUUUUGCAUGCUUUGAUGAAGAUAACGCUGGUGCAUUGCAUGAAGAAAAGCUUAGGGAACUACUUUCAACAAUGGGUGAAAGAUUCUCUGAUGAGGAUAUUGAUGAAAUGUAUCGCGAAGCUCCAAUUGAUAAAAAAGGAAUGUUCAACUAUCUUGAAUUCACUCGCAUUUUAAAGCAUGGUGCAAAAGAUAAAGACGAUGAAUAAGAACAUAUUUUUGAACAGAAUGUAUAAUGCAUUUAUUUAUAUUUUGGUACCUAUUUGAGAGAAAAAUAUGUAUUUUUCGAAGUAUUAAUUUUUAAAGGUUCAUUUUUUAUGAAACAGUUUUAAAAUUGUUGUGAAGAAUCUCCAAAAAUUUUAUAGCAAUAAUAUUGUUGCCGUUUUUAAUAAAAAAUGUUUAGCUCAA